UACCCUGCCUACCUACCUAGGUAGGUAUACAUACCUAGGUACACAUGUACUAUGUAGGUAGAGUAAAUAGCACCUACCUGUAGCUACCCCUCAAACUACCCCUCACUCUUUCACUCUUUCACCGCACCCCCUCAUCGUCGUCUUCAUCUUUUUUUAUCAUCAUCAUCACCGGUCUAAUUAAACUGCUUACAAUGGCACAAACCAACGAGGUUUUUAACGUCGGCGUUAUUGGCUACGGCCUCUCAGCCAAAGUGUUCCACAUCCCCUUUAUAACCACCACGCCCUCUUUCAGCCUCCACUCGAUUCUACAGCGCAACCCGCAGCCCUCGUCCUCCGCGCCCGACGACUAUCCCUCUCUGCGCCACUUCAAGACCCUCGAGCCAUUUCUCGCCGACGCCGAUCUCGACGUCGUCGUCCUCACCACGACCCCAGACACCCACUUCUCCCUAGCACAGCAAGCCCUCAACGCAGGCAAGCACGUCUUCGUCGAGAAGCCCUUCGUACCCACUUCAGAUGAGGCCACCGAGCUCAUUCGCCUAGCCUCCGAGAAGAAUCUGAAGAUAUGCGUGUACCAGAACCGCCGCUGGGACGCCGACUUCCAGACGGUGCAGAAACUCGUGUCUGAAAACACUCUGGGCACCAUCUACGAGUUCGAGACACACUUCGACCGGUACCGCGCCGACGCGCCAACGAACUGGAAAGGCGAGCUAAGCAUGAGUCGGGGCGGAUCCGCGCUCUACGAUCUCGGCACACACCUCGUGGACCAAGCCUACGUGCUCUUCGGGCGUCCGACAUCCGUCUUCGCCAAACUUCUCAACCAGCGCUCGGCGCGUGUCUUAAGCCCCUCCGACACCACCGUCGAGCCCGACGCAGUCAAUAUGCAACUCUUCUACGGCUCGGGUCUAAUCGUGCACGUACGGAUCGGUGUGCUAAGCGCCGAAGUCCGGCAGCCUCGGUUCUGGAUUCGCGGGUCAAAGGGAAGCUAUCAUAAAGACGGGCUCGAUCCUCAGGAGGGUCAAUUGCGCAAUGGGAUGAAGACGAGCGAUGCGCAGUUCGGGCGGGAAUCAGAGGAGUGGGCCGGACGCCUCGUCACUUUAGCCACAGAUGGACAGAUGUGCGAGGAGAGUUGUCCCAAUGUCGAGCCGCCGGUGACAUAUCGCAAGAUCUAUGAAGCUUUCGGGGAAGCGCUCAAGGGCAACGGGGAUGUCCCUGUGCCAGCCGAGGAGGCGCGCGACGUCUUGCGGAUCCUCGAGGCCGCGAGGGAAAGCUCUUUGACGAGUCGCGAGGUCGAGUUACACACAAACUAAAAGAGAGAAAAAAAAAAAGUAAAACACAAUCAUAAAUACCUUAGGUAGGUAGGUAGCCAGCAAAAGCAUUCUACAUUCUGCAUUCUGCCAUUCCCAGUUGAGAUUACCCCAGAUAUGUCCUUUGAGCCUCCUCUCUAUUUUAAAAGCCUUUUUUGAAAAAUGUAUAGUUCGUCAGGCGAUCGCGAGACUUGGUCACUUCGGAGUAUCGCAAAAGCUCAGAAUGGAAAACGAGGUAAGAUCCAUAGUUAUAAUGAGCAAUAAUAGGCUCGAUGAUAAAAGAGUCAUCCGAACUAGA
This is a messenger RNA of Xylaria bambusicola, 1602 nucleotides long. RefSeq lists its product as uncharacterized. The coding region runs from base 192 to 1307 and encodes 371 amino acids. The record is from RefSeq and is a predicted model, not a curated record. Lineage: Eukaryota; Fungi; Ascomycota; Sordariomycetes; Xylariales; Xylariaceae. The transcript is spliced from 2 exons. Gene Ontology annotation, molecular function: nucleotide binding.